AUGGAUAACUCUGCCGGAGUCUCAGUGCUCUUGGGACCCAAAGCGAUGCCAGAACCCAGCGCGAACCCGGCGAGAGAGGAUCUAAACAACAAUCCGUUGUCAUCGUUCGGGGAACAGUGCCAAAACAGAAGGAAAAGGAAAAGAACAGACAGGGUUCGGGCGAGUCGGAAAAAGAGGAACGCCGCUCGGAAAAGAGACGGAUGGUCCCCGGAUGAGAUUGCAGGGGCGGGAAAUGAAGAGAGCUCCCUCCGUCCUCUCCCUCGCAUCCCUCUAAAGAGCAUGAAGGAGGCCGAAGCGAACCUAGCGUUCGGUGACGAGCAGGACAUUACCCACAAGGCCCCAGCCUCCGCAGCUGCCACACAAUUAAAGUGUCAAAGCUGUGAAAUAGUGGGCCUUCCAAGUGGACCUAAUCUGGGCUUUCUGCCUCAAAUUGACAAAUGGCUGAAUGUAGCCCUGCAGGACGGCAGCUCGCACUACAGACAGAAGAAAUAUGCCGUUGCCGUCAGUCGCUUCACCACUGCGCUUGAGUUGUGCUCUAAAGGUAGUGUUCUGGAAGAGCCUUGCGAUGCUGACUAUGAAGACGUUGCCAAGGUUGUCAGCUUCAUUGAGUCUCGACUAGUUGCCUGCUACCUACGAAUGAAGAGGCCUGAUCUGGCCCUGCUGCAUUCCCACAGGAGCAUCCGCUCAGACCCCAUCUAUUUCCGGAAUCAUCUUCGACAAGCCAUGGUCUAUCGAUUGCUAGGAAACCCCUGCGAGGCAGUAAGAAGCGCCAUGAUUGCUGACUAUGUCUACUGGCUGUCGGGUGGUGUGGAGGAACACAUAAGCAAGCUCAUCAAACUGUAUUGGCAGGGUUUGCUGGAGGAAGCUAUUACAAUGGAGGAAAAUUUCUCUGUCCUGUACACUCCUUGUGUUGGCAAAGUUACCAAAGACUUUGUCGAGCAGACUGAGGAGACCUUCCGGAAUCUUCAUCCGGCAUUCUCUGCCUACAUCUUCACAGACCCUCUUACAGGUCAUUUACUGCCCCAGACUACAGACUGGAGGACAGACACCUCCACCCAAAGCUACACCCUGACCAUUGGCUUCAAGAGGAGCCAGGAUGGGCAAUUUUUGGAUAAACUACUUCUCAGAAGAUGUCCUACAUUUACAGGUCUCAGAAGUCCGUUUAUUCAUCCAACCUCAGCAGAUGCUGGGAAGAUGUGUGAGGCUUUGGGGAGGAAGAUUCUGCCGGUUCUAGAUUUUAUUAAGUGCACCAAGUUAGAUGUUGGAUUUUCUGCAGGGUCAGGGCUGAUAGAGAGACUGCAGUUUGCAGAUUACUUGGGCCAGCUUAGCAGAACCAAGGAACAAUCCCAAAUCCUGGAGCACACGCUAGCCGAGCUGGGGCUAGCACCCUAUCUACAGGAUAUCAGUCCCACAGACGCCAGCCUGCUGCAGGAGCUAAUGGCAGAGAGCGUGGACACCCUUGAAGGCAAGCGGACAGAUCAUGAACGUGUGUGGAAUGCACUGCAGAAGGUGGGAGACAUCGAGGAGAUGCUUUACGAAAUGGAGAACGUGUAUUUGAAGAAUAAAGCUCUCAGGGCCGUCAGGAGACAACAGGCCAGAGAGAGGAGGAGAGAAGCUAAACGUCGGUGGGACAAGUCCAUGCCGAAAAAGGUCCCGGCCCCUGUUCUUGGAGAGCCAGCCUCCUGGACAUAG
Chanos chanos (milkfish) is the source of this 1692-nucleotide messenger RNA. RefSeq names its product spermatogenesis-associated protein 16-like. Gene Ontology annotation, biological process: spermatogenesis. Gene Ontology annotation, molecular function: protein binding. The transcript is spliced from 10 exons. Lineage: Eukaryota; Metazoa; Chordata; Actinopteri; Gonorynchiformes; Chanidae. The record is from RefSeq and is a predicted model, not a curated record. Gene Ontology annotation, cellular component: Golgi apparatus. The coding region runs from base 1 to 1692 and encodes 563 amino acids.